Zingiber officinale is the source of this 747-nucleotide messenger RNA. Its product is annotated as protein ELF4-LIKE 3-like. Gene Ontology annotation, biological process: positive regulation of circadian rhythm; entrainment of circadian clock. The record is from RefSeq and is a predicted model, not a curated record. NCBI's taxonomy places the organism in Eukaryota, Viridiplantae, Streptophyta, Magnoliopsida, Zingiberales, Zingiberaceae. The transcript is spliced from 2 exons. The coding region runs from base 180 to 515 and encodes 111 amino acids.
UUUCUGGAGGAUCAGGUCAAUUAAUUGACUACCUGAAAGACCGUGAGAUAUCUUAAUCCUCCUCCAUUCUACAUCUCAGAACAACCCCCAAACUCCACUCUGUUUUCGCUACCUUGCUGGAGUUGCCACAAUAUCUUCGAUAGCUUCGAGGUUUCGAUUGAUUUGAAACCUCCAAGAACAUGGAGGGAGACAGGGUCUCAGGGCUUGGCAAUGGCAGGCGAUCGGAAAAUGAUCAGGUGUUGCAAACCUUCCAGAAGAGCUUCGUGCAGGUGCAGAGCAUACUGGAACAGAACAGGUUGCUGAUCAAUGAGAUCGGCCAGAACCAUGAGUCGAGGAGCCCCUGCAACCUGGGACGCAACGUGGGGCUCAUCAGGGAGCUCAACGACAACAUCCGCCGCGUCGUCGACCUCUACGCCGACCUGUCAGCAUCGUUUGCCAAGUCUAUGGGAGCAUCGUCGUCGGGUGGCGACUGCUCCGUCCGCCUGCCGGAGCACAAGAGGAGCAGGCCUUCGUAGAGCUCACCUGCUUCAUGUUCCAUUUCUUUCUGCUUUCGUCUUCAACAUGCACAUAAAAAUGAUCAUAAACUAGAAGAAAAUAAAGAUUUAGGUAUUAAUUUGCCUAAAAGAAUUGGGUUGUCGAUCAAAAUGAAAUUCCAGUGUAUUGCAAUUGUAACUGCUGAAGCAAUGUUCUUUAUGUGCUUCAACCAUUAGCAUGCUUAAACAUCAAAAUGAACCAUCUCAAGUUCAA